Messenger RNA from Epinephelus moara (kelp grouper), 3353 nucleotides. RefSeq lists its product as uncharacterized. The coding region runs from base 149 to 745 and encodes 198 amino acids. The record is from RefSeq and is a predicted model, not a curated record. Gene Ontology annotation, cellular component: cytosol. Lineage: Eukaryota; Metazoa; Chordata; Actinopteri; Perciformes; Serranidae. The transcript has 3 exons. Gene Ontology annotation, biological process: glycine biosynthetic process; L-threonine catabolic process. Gene Ontology annotation, molecular function: L-allo-threonine aldolase activity.
CAUAGAAAACCUUUCAUAUGUCAACAUGUGAACGCAGCCGUGAGUCUUACCUCGCUACAGCAGAACAGAGAAUGCAGCAGCUCUCACAGGUUUUGUUUCCAUCUCCAAGGUUCGUGCUUUGGCAGAUAGAUACGGUCUGUCAGUUUACAUGGAUGGAGCCAGGGUGAUGAACGCCGCUGUGGCCCAGGGGGUGCCUCCAUCCACCAUACUGCAGCACACACACACCGUCAGUGUGUCCCUCUCCAAGGGUUUGGGUGCCCCCUUCGGAUCCGUGCUGGCUGGACCCAAAGACUUCAUAUCCCGGGCAGUGCGGUGCCGUAAAGCCCUGGGUGGGGAGGUGCGGCAGGGUGGUAUACUGGCGGCAGCGGGGAAACUGUCUUUGCUGGAGAUGGUCGGAAGACUGGAGGAGGAUCACCAUAAUGCAAAAACCUUUGCUCAAGCUUUGCUCGACUGUGACCCUCCUCUGUUCGCUGUAGACAUGGCCGCUGUGGAGACAAAUGUUGUGUGUUUCCGUCUACAGGAGCCCAGUUUAAGCACAUCUGAGUUCUGUGCCCGCAUGGGUGAGGUUGGCGAGGGAGAGGAGGCAGCACUGGGACAGAGGAUAAAAGUUCUCAUGUACCCCUACUUUGGAAAUUUAAUACGGGCUGUUUGGCAUCUUGGGAUUUCCCCCAAAGACACCCAGCUGGCCAUCCAGAAAAUGAGAUUUGUAGCUUCUCAGUUCUUGAAGAAAUUAUGCCGUCAGUAAAAGAUCUGCUGAACCAAACAAUGCUGCAGCUAUGAACUCUAUUACUACCUGCAUUUGGCAAUAAAUAAUUGGAUGCACAAUCAUUUCUUAAAGUUAAACGAGGACAAAACUGAAAUUGUACUAGUCGGCCCUAAAACAAAAAGAGAACUGCUGUUUAAUAAUUUGGGGAAUUUAAUUCCCUGAAUUUCAUGUAAUGUCACAAACUUUGGUGUGAUCCUACAUUCAGAUCUAAGCUUAUGCAUUGUAUUUUUAUAUCAUUUCAUCCAGUAUUGUUCUCACUGUACAUGCUGCCACUUGGUGACAUCAUUAGAGAACAUAAUGUUUGUAUCCAUAGUUACGCAGAUGACACAUAACUGUACAUCUCUGCUGAACUGAACGAUGCUGCAGCUAUAAACUCCAUUACUACCUGUCUUUUGGCAAUAAAUCAAUGGAUGAGCAAUGAUCUCUUAAAGUUAAAUGAAGACAAAACUGAAAUCCUGCUUGUCUGCCCUAAAACAAAAAGAGAAAUGCUGUUUAAUAAGGUACGACCAUUUCUAAGUGAAAAAGAUGCAGAGAAAUUAAUUUAGGCUUUUAUUUCAAGCCGACACAACUACUGUAACACACUUUUAACAGGCCUCCAAAAAAACAACACUGAGAGACUUCAGCUCAUUCAAAACUCUGCAGCUCUGCUGUUAACCACAACCGAAAGGAAAGAGCACAUCAGGUCGUCUGAGCUGCUCUGCAUUGACUUCCUGUUACAUUUAGAAUUCAUUUUAAGCGCCUCCUCCUCGUAUACAAAGACCUACCUCCUUGGCACUUGUCGACUGCUGCACUUCUUUUAAAAAAGUUGCAUUUUACUUGAUUUUCUUUUCACUCACUGCAUGUGAUUUCCUUCUUAUAGAACAUUGGACUUAAUUUCUUGUAUGAGCGAUGCUUUAAAAAUAUCUAUAUUGUUAUUAUUUUAUUAUUAUAACCAUUAUUAUUAAAAUAUGACAUAUUCUGAUUGAAGAUAAUUGUUGAAAAUUUAAAGAAUUGGGUCUGAGAAUAUUAGGGCUAUUUUAAUAGUGCAAGAUGAUCAGUGUCUGUUAAGAUGUGCUUUAAUGAAAGCCAUUUUCUGUGAAAGUGCACUAAUGCUUCAAAUGACUAAAGAAAAUGAAUCACCAACUGUUUGGAUCAUCAAAUAAUCAUUAUUAGUUUGUCAUUGAUUGUUGUCUUAUUGAUGUAUUUAUUGUGUAGAUACAACUAUGCGUGGAGAUGUAUCAGUGUUGGUACAUACAGCGGGUAGAAGAUUGUUUUGGUUAAGAAAAAUGUCAAUAUUUUGCACACAGAGGUGUAUAAAAAAGAGACAGAUAGGAACACUUUUCUCCACUACAGCAGUUAUCAUCCACCCUCGCUUAAGAGGAGUUUGCCAUACACCCAAAUUCUAAGGUAUAAACGUAUUUGUGAUUCAGAUGAAAUCUUUGAGUCACAAGCCAAGGAGCUCUGUAAUAAUUUUGUCUCUGAGGUUAUAACAACACUCUGGUUGAAAACACCAUGGAUAAAGUUCGUCAGAUCCAGAGGAAUGUUUUGUUUGAGCCGAAAGAAAAAGUUCUUUCUAACUCAGUUUCAAUGGUGUGCACAUAUAGCCCUAUUUCCAGUGCACUCAAAAAGGUUGUAAAUAAUUAUUGGUAUAUUCUGAACACAGAUCCCGAAAUUGGAAGAGCUUUUCAAGAGCCACCAAGAUUCUUCUUUAAAAGGCAGCCCAAUUUGAGCAACUAUUUGGUGAGAUCCGUUUUACCAAAAAAACCUUCUCAUCAUUUUUUGUCCAGUGUGCCUAAUGGGAUCAGAGAAAAUUAUUUCUCACAUCCUAAAACUGGUAAGAUUGUGAAAGUCAAAGGUAGAAUAACAUGCAACACUAAAUUUGUUGUAUAUUUAUUGAAGUGUCCUUGCAAUCUGUACUAUCUGUACUGUACUAUCUGUACUACGGGAACUAAAAACUAGAAUCUGUGAACAUAAAUGUUCCAUCCGCAAUCAUGAUUCUAAAUCAGCAGUAGCCAGACAUUUUAAUAGCUACUACCAUACCACAGCUGAUCUCAGAUAUAUGGGCAUUGAGGCAGUUAAGAUUCCACCUAGAGGUGGAGAUCAGGAUAAAAUCCUUUUGCAAAAGGAAUGUUUCUGGAUUCAUUUCCUUGACACUUUAGAGCCAAAGGGACUGAAUGAGGAGUUGGUGCUAACUUGUUUUUUGUAAAAAUGUUUUUGACUAACAGGCCUACAGGUUAACAAGAAAACUCUAUUAAAACAAUUAGACAUUUGCUUGUUCAUUUUUUGUUAAUUUUUUUUAAAAAACUUUAAAAAUGUUAAAAGCUUGGAAUUCUUAGAAAUUGAUAUGCAUUUCAUUGUUGAAUAACUGUUUAAAAAAUAUCACUAUUGUGGUUACUUAAUUGUUUGUGUUGAUAGAAGAAGGGUUAGCCUACAUUGUUGGGUCCCUUUUUUUCUUUUUUUUUCUUCUCUUGCCAUUACCUGCAGCUGCUGUGUCAGCCUGAUUAUUGAUAUGUGACACCUGUGUGUGAUGCAUUCACUUUGUUGCUUGUGUACGCUGAGGAAGGGUUUCACCCGAAACGUUCGUGUGGCAAUAAACAUUAUAAUUGGA